CCAUGUUUGGAAUAGCGGAGGGAGGCUACCAUGGCAGUUCUGCCCAUUGGGGAAGAAUCCAAAUUCAAUCCAUCCAUUAUUACACCGAGCGCAAGCUGCAACGUUGUACAAAUUACAUGCAUCGCCGUCGCCAAGCGAAAUCGGGAAACUCCCGGCAUUCAAAAGGCGGGUGGCACAGCCAGCCAUAAAAUCUUUCUGCCAAUGGGAUUUGCCGAACAUCUCUAGGUUCGAAGCCUCACCGCGAAAAGUGUCAUGUCCAAGACUCCCAAAGUACGACCACCUACUACCGCCAACAGUAGUACCUUGACAUGACUCUCG
Messenger RNA from Trichoderma asperellum CBS 433.97, 318 nucleotides. The record is from RefSeq and is a predicted model, not a curated record. Lineage: Eukaryota; Fungi; Ascomycota; Sordariomycetes; Hypocreales; Hypocreaceae.